CUCAUACUCCACUUCAACUUCAUUUUUUCGCCAUUAAUGUAGAUUCCCGAAGCAUUUGCCGGUUUCUUGUUCGUUUUAGGGGCUGCAGGAUUUCCGUAGGUUUUCAAUUCAAGACCAUGGCAUCAUCCUCUUUGACUGCAGUCCAACAGUCAGCCCCGCCGUCGCUUGACCUUUCCUGUGACGAUUUCUACUUCUCACUCGUCCCCAAUGAUGACGCUGAUCAGACUUCCCCGCCGGUUUCAGAUGCUAAAUACGCGGAGGAGUUGCAGUUCCAAGAAGCCCUGCUCUCCUCCAUAACAACCGCCGCCGCCCAAAGCUCCGGAACCCCCGACCUGCCGCUGUCAACCCUAGAAAUCAUGAAAAUGGUGUCUGCCGCCACCGCCGCCGCAUUGGCUCAAGUGGAAGUCGAAGAAGUAGGAGAGAAAUGCGAAUCGUCUCAAAUGUUCUGUGGAAUUUGCACGGAGAGGAAGGAUUUAGACGAAAUGUUCAGACUUGAUGGAUGCGGCCAUAUGUUCUGCACAGUUUGUAUCAGCAGGCAUGUGGAGACGAGAGUUCAGGACAGCAUCCCUGUGGUGACAUGUCCCGGCCUGAAUUGCUCUGCCUCUCUCGAAUUCGAUUCGUGUAAGGCUUUUGUCCCUCUGGAUGUGCUAACCAGGUGGGAUUAUGUUUUGUGCCAGUCGGUCAUUCCAGCCUCGGAGAAAUUCUACUGCCCCUACAAGAAUUGCUCUGCAAUGCUGGUGAAUGACAGCGGUGGGAUGAUUAGGGAAUCGGAGUGCCCUUUCUGCAACAGGCUGUUCUGUGCUCAGUGCAACGUGCCGUGGCAUUCUGGGAUCGGGUGUGAGGAGUUUCAGACGCUGGGUGUGGAUGAAAGAGGUAGAGAGGAUAUCAUGGUCAGGGAUAUGGCUAAGCAGAAAAGCUGGAGAAGAUGCCCUUCUUGCCAAUUCUAUGUUGAUAAGACUGAAGGGUGCUUGCAUAUUACUUGCAGGUGUAAGUUUGAAUUUUGCUAUGCUUGUGGAGCAACAUGGAGUUCAACUCAUGGGGGCUGCCAGUGAUUGCAUUCUCAUUAGUAAUUAAUUCCUUUUUCAUUAUGUGUUGAAAUUUGAAAAUAAUACUGGUACUUUGGCAAGGGGACAGUUAAUGGUUCAAAGAAUCAUAGAAGCUAUAACUUUAGAGUAAUUUUGAGAUCAUUUUACUGCACCAAUUUGUAAAUCCUCUCUACCCACAUCAUUAUAUGCUCUAAUAUUUUAAUGAUGG
Cuscuta epithymum is the source of this 1254-nucleotide messenger RNA. Lineage: Eukaryota; Viridiplantae; Streptophyta; Magnoliopsida; Solanales; Convolvulaceae. The record is from the annotation of a GenBank genome assembly.